AUGUCCGACCCAAGCCCAGCUAACGAUGCUCCCAAGUCGGCGAGCAAGAUUGUUUUACACCACUUGAACAACUCUCGUUCCCAGCGGAUUCUAUGGUUACUCGAGGAGCUGGAAGUCCCGUACGAAAUCAAGAAAUACCAGCGCACGUCGGAGAUGCUCGCCCCCAAAGAACUGAAGGAUGUCCACGUGCUCGGGAAGGCUCCUGUUAUAACCGAUGGAGACCUUACAAUCGCGGAGAGCGGUGCCAUUGUCGAAUAUCUCAUAACAAGAUAUGGUGGCGAGAAAUUUAAGCCGACAGAAGCGGGCUGGGUAGAUAAUUUGUACUUCACCCAUUAUGCCGAGGGUUCAAUCAUGCCACUCCUCGUAAUCAAACUUGUCUUCACCAUAAUUCCUCAGCGUACACCAUUUUUCAUCCGCCCAGUGGCAAGUUUGAUCUGUAACACUCUUCUUAAGAAGAUGGUCGAUCCUCAGCUGCUGCAAAACAGGACGUUUAUUGAAGAACAUCUUGCGAAGUGUCCUUCAGGCUGGUUCGCUAGCGGGCCAAAUCCAACUGCUGCGGACUUUAUGAUGAUUUUCCCGCUGGAGGCAAUGGAUACGCGUAUUCCAGACUCUGGAAACAGCACUGCCAUUCACGACUACGUCAAAAUGGUUCACGAAAGGUUAGCUUAUAAGCGCGCAGCUGAAAAGGGCGGAGAGUUUCAAAUUCUCUAAUUCACGUCUUGAUACAAGGCCGAAGUUAUAGGUUUAUUAUUCUGCAUGCGAAACGAGUUUUAGCUGUAUUCACUCUCGGUUUUGUGGUAUUGUUCC
Fomitiporia mediterranea MF3/22 is the source of this 807-nucleotide messenger RNA. Its product is annotated as thioredoxin-like protein. Bases 1 to 711 code for a protein of 236 amino acids. The transcript has 8 exons. Lineage: Eukaryota; Fungi; Basidiomycota; Agaricomycetes; Hymenochaetales; Hymenochaetaceae. The record is from RefSeq and is a predicted model, not a curated record.